Molecule: messenger RNA, 2031 nt
Organism: Ostrinia nubilalis (European corn borer)
Lineage: Eukaryota; Metazoa; Arthropoda; Insecta; Lepidoptera; Crambidae
Product: putative inorganic phosphate cotransporter
Exons: 11
Coding region: 80-1531 (483 amino acids)
Biological process (GO): monoatomic anion transport; transmembrane transport
Cellular component (GO): membrane
Molecular function (GO): transmembrane transporter activity
Source: RefSeq, a predicted model, not a curated record
CGCGUGCGUCUCUUCCUGUCGCACCGGAAGUUGACCUCUAAGGUCUAAGUUUGAAGGUUCAAAGUGAAGUGCAGUGAGAAUGGUUGAGAGUAGUGAAGGAUCUGCGCCUAAACCCGAUGGGUUGGUGGGCAUGCGGCACGUCAUCGCAUUCCUGCUGUUCACAGCGACCACCGUCUCCUACGCCACUCGUGUCAGCAUGAGCGUCGGCAUCGUCGCCAUGACAGACAAGACCAGCCCCAACGAGUAUGGACAUAUGAUCUUCGACUGGGACACGAGUAUAAAGAACACGAUCUUGUCGUCCUUCUUCUGGGGCUACAUCAUCCUGCAAAUACCGGCUGGCAUGCUAGCCGGUCGGUUCGGGGGCAAGUUCCUGGUGUUCGGGGCUAUGACGCUGACUGGCGUCGUCAACUUGAUCCUGCCUAUAAGUGCUCAGCAUGGUGGGUGGAUAGCUGUCUGUAUAUGCCGAGUGGCCAUGGGUCUGACCCAGGGUCUGCUGUACCCGAGCAUCCACGGGUUACUGGGCCAUUGGGCGCCUGUCACGGAGAGGAGUCGACUUGGCACUUUUGUUUAUGCUGGCGCCCAACUAGGAACAAUCAUAGAGAUGACCACAGCCGGGUUCCUCUCAGCCAGUUCUUGGGGCUGGCCAUCUGUGUUCUACGUGGCUGGCAUCAUCUGCCUCGUAUGGUCGGUGCUGUGGAUCGUGCUGGGGGCUUCAGCUCCUGGCACCAGCAGGUGGAUAUCGAUCGAGGAACAGAAGUAUAUUGAAACGAAUGCUGCUUCAGAUGAACUGAAUAGCGAAAGUCUACCCACUCCUUGGAGGAGCAUUCUGACGUCGCUCCCGUUCUGGUCCAUCCUCAUCGCGCACUGCGGUCAGGGCCUGGGCUUCUGGACUCUCCUGACCGAACUGCCUUCGUACAUGAACAGCGUGCUUGGGGUCAAAAUUGAGCAUGGAGGCGUACUUUCAGCCUUGCCGUACAUAGCAAUGUACAUCCUGAGUUUCUUCUUCAGCUGGCUCUCAGACUUCCUCGUCAACCGCAACAUCAUCAGCUUAGUUGCUUCUAGGAAAAUCUUCAAUACCAUUGCCUUCUGGGGUCCAGCAGCAGCUCUACUGGGCCUGUCAUACCUCCCUGCGGGACACCUCACCCUGGCUGUUGUUAUCUUGACCAUCACUGUUGGCCUCAAUGGAGCUCACUAUGUCGGAUUCAUGCUGUCCCACAUCGACCUGUCCCCGAACUUCGCCAGUACCCUCAUGGGCAUCACCAACGGCUGCAGCGCCAUCUUCUCCAUCAUGGCGCCGCUUAGCGUAUCAGCUGUCAUUCAAGACGAGACUCUAGCCUCGGAAUGGAGGAAGGUGUUCCUGAUCUCAAUCGCCUUCUACUUCCUGGGGAACCUGUUCUUUGUUCUGUUCAUCUCGGGAGACAUCCAGAGCUGGAACGAGCCCGAGAACACCACUGGUGCUGUUGAGGAAGGAGUGAAGAGAAAACAAUCGGUUACCGUAAGAAGACCUAGCAUAGGGGAGCAGAAGUUCUAAAUGCUGUAUCGUUUUGUACAAAACUAGUCAUAGUUAAUUUAAUUUAUUGAUAAAAGAAUAUCUAGAAAUCCAGAAGACGAGUAAAAUAAAAAUAGCUUGGUUCAUUAAUAAAUUAAAUUAUCAUCACAAUGAUAAAAUUUAUAUCUUAUGAAACCUAACUAAAUCUUAAUGUUUAACAAUCAAAAUGUUUGAACCUACUCUCUAUAUCUAUUUAAAUGUGAUUAAUGAAAUUAAAAAUUAACCGAAUUUGUUGUUUGUGAUAAUCUGUGAUCAGUGAUUUAUAUACCCCUGUAUAUUUAUUAUUGCUGGAGAUUUUGAAGUUCUUUUAUUAUAUACGUACUUGAUAAAUAUUAUUUAUUAAUAUAAUAAUACUGAUACGACCGAACUGCAAGAACAAUUAAAUAACCAAAGACCGAACUUAACGUGAAAGGUCAAACCUAACGUGCCUUAAUUUAUUUGUACCUUUGAUAAGUAAAAAUAUGUAAAUAAGUAUUAAAAUA